AUAUAUCUGUGCCGAUUAAUUUUAAAAGGCAAUAGAAAGUUAAUGGACAUGUUUGAUCCUGUUUUAUGGUAUUAUUAUGCACACGUUUAUAGGUUGAUAAGGAAACAAACGUCAUACUUCAAGUACUGCGUAAGUAAUCUGGUAUCAAUUUACAACAGCGUUCGAGGAACCUGUUUGGAAUUCACCUGUGUUCUCAUGACCCAAGGAACUGUAAACUUUCAGUUUAUGACAGCCAUUCGGAAGUGUAACAUUCUGUGCGUGUAGUCGAACUGACGCAAGUACUAUCGUCAGAAACACCACGCAAGUUACGUUGUCUUAACACGCUGACUCAUUAAAACGCAGGUUCCUAUCCCUUACAGAUGUCCAACAGUACAGAUCUAGGAAAUAUAAUUCCAAAAAGUCAAGCCUCAGGACCACGCCCCAGUAAAAAGAAAAACAAUGGAGGAGGGGUAGGAACAGUGUCCCUCGAAAUGUCCUACCCCUUUAUGGUCAACCUCCGAAUCAGCAAGGAGAUAAAUGAAACUUGCUCCAUGAUCGACCUGCUCAAUACACAGCUCACAAAGACAAGGCUACAGCAGAGUGAAAGAAUUGAGCAAACUCUUCUUUGUCAAUGUUUAGACGUUUGCAAAAGAUAUGAAACUAAAGAUAGCAACAAGCACACUCUUAAAACUCAAACGUUCUCUUUGGCCUUGUUCACAAAUGAAUUGGUGAACAAAAAUGUUGAUCCGAAUGAGCCUUUGUCUUAUUUUGACUGGGAUAAGGUUGCAUCCUUAGAAAUAGUUAGGUGUCAACCUGAUGCAAGUAUUCCUAAGAAACAGGAGAAUUAUGACGAUUUGAACAAGCGCCAACAGCAUCGACGACGGACACUUAUCAAGCAACAAUCCAAGAAGAGUCUGUCUUUUCUCACCCAGUAUCAACUGGUCCCCAAAGCCAUCAUCAGUACUUCGUCCUGUGGACAAGAGGUUCAAAUCAACUUUGAAAAUAAAGGUGAUAAAUCGUCGGGGUCUACGUGUGAUAGCCUCCGCUCUCUCGUCGGUGUCAUGGACAGGUUUUGUGUAAGCGAGGCUGCCUAUCAUGAAAUUACACAGUUAUAUCCAAAUCUACCACGCACUCAUUCCGUGAUAAAUACCCGUCGAGAAAUGACUGCCACUCUCGCCAUCAGUCGAGUGCCAGGAGAAGUUAAUGGAGCGAUGGUUAGCUUCAGACAGGAACUAGAUAAAAGGUUGAAGGAAAAAAUACUUGAAAACCCAAAUCUGAAGGAAGUCAUGGUUCAAUUAAGCAGUGAUGGAACCCAUGUAAGUCGCAUAUCGAACUACGUAAUAUUUGCCUUUCGGUUGGUAGACGCAACGUACACGGAUAAUCACAGUGCUGAUAACGUCAUAACUCUGGCUAUCUUAAACUGCAGAGAAGAUUAUUUCAAACUCAAAACUUCAUUACAGCCUCUAUGCGAAGAAAUUAACUCAGUCAUUGAAGCAGGGCGAGUUCAUAUUGAUGACAAGGAGAUAGCAGUUAAUAUUGUGUUCUGUGCUGACAUGAAGAUGAUCCUCACAAUGAUGGGGCUUGGGGGAGUCUCUUGCAAUCAUUCCUGUCCUUGGUGCUUAGUGCAUAGGGAUGACAGGCACAACAUGACACACCCAUUGGACUACUUCAACAGCGACAACAUGAUGAGGAACUGGCAAAGAGUAACAGAACAUGCUGUAAAACGCGAGUAUGGGGUCCAUCAUACUCCUUUCCUGAAAAUAGAGAUGGAGGACUUUAUUCUGGAUGAGCUGCAUCUCCUGCUCCGGAUUACGGACGUCUUGGAGAAGAACCUGAUAAAUGAUGCAAUGACUCGAGAUAAAGAGCGUGCAGCAGUGAAGGAGAACCCUAAACAUAUGGGUGAACUUGUAAAGGCUAUCAAAUCCUGUGGGGUGCCAUUUUCUUAUUGGGAGGAAAAGGAAACAAAGAAACUGAAAUGGACAAGUUUGAAUGGGCUGGAAAAAAGAAAACUUCUGUCUAAACUUCCACAAGCAUUGAAAGGGAAGCUUCAAUCAAACACUGAGGAGAAAGUCCUAAGCUUGUGGAAGCUGUUAGACGAUAUCUACAGCACCAUUACCGCCUCUGAGCCCAUGAGAGCAGAAGAAGUCUUCAAGUUAUCACAAACUUGGGUAGAAACGUUCUUGUCACUUGGCCCUCACUUAUCAGGAUACACUGAAAAGAACGUAACCCCUUAUGUUCAUUGCAUGGUGUACCACGUACCGUUUAUGCUACGAAAAUUUGGUACAUUGAGAAAAUUCAGCUGCCAAGCAUUUGAGAAGCACAAUGAUGUUGUCAAGAAAAUACAUCAGCGGAAAUCUAACAAGUGGGACCCCACCGUGGAGGCCCUACAGAUCUGCAAACGCAUGGAAGAAAGUUCCAAGUCCAAAAGAGACAAGCGACAAUACACCAAGCGCAGACCUAAAUACUGGAAUGAGGAGAUACGUGAAGUUCGAAGCGCAAAGCGAGCAAAACUGGAUGAAAUAAACAGUCAAGCGGUUCAACCUGCUGAUCCGUGAGCAUAACUGUUCCCAAUUUAAGAGACUAUAUUCAAGAAAUGGGCGUCAAAACUAAGGCAAAAAGUCGUGAAGGACUGCUGAAAGAGGAUUCGUGAUCGUGACAACUUUGUUCCUUUCACUUCAAAUGAACUGUUUUAAUGAAUAGGAAUAUUUUAGAGUCUGUAAAGAAACUGUGUUACUUUGUACUUAACAUGUCAAAUCUCGUUUUGAGUUUCCACGACUAACCGUUUUGAAAAACUCAACUUAAUCAUUUCUAUGGAUGUAUUGGUGAUUCAGGUGUACCUUUGUUACGCCUUGUCAUACGUGGUUCAGUUACAAACCUGUUUAGUACAACGUCAUUUGUAAGCAGGUUCAAUAUCUCAUUUUACAACUCGUCUACUUCAAGUAAUCUGAAACUGAUUCCUCGGGAAUUAGUUAUCACGUUAUACACGUCGUGGGGCUGGCCUUGGGGAAUGUUAUGAUAACGAUUCAUCGUGACACUGUGUAUGUGUCAUCACGCUCGGUUACCCGCUAUGACAGUGAUGUGAUGUCAU
Messenger RNA from Haliotis rufescens (red abalone), 3067 nucleotides. RefSeq lists its product as uncharacterized. NCBI's taxonomy places the organism in Eukaryota, Metazoa, Mollusca, Gastropoda, Lepetellida, Haliotidae. The record is from RefSeq and is a predicted model, not a curated record. The coding region runs from base 360 to 2534 and encodes 724 amino acids. The transcript has 2 exons.